Nestor notabilis (Kea) is the source of this 822-nucleotide messenger RNA. It is a transcript of the gene MUC15, whose product is annotated as mucin 15, cell surface associated. The transcript is spliced from 3 exons. The record is from RefSeq and is a predicted model, not a curated record. Bases 1 to 822 code for a protein of 273 amino acids. Lineage: Eukaryota; Metazoa; Chordata; Aves; Psittaciformes; Psittacidae.
AUGAAUCCUUCCACCGUCAGUCAUGCUGCACCAACAAUGGCCAACACUGAAGAAAACGAAACAGAAAGAACAGAGAUGAGCAGGGAGCCAAACAGCACACCCCCGAGGUCCACUGAUGGCAUUACUUUAUCUUCAAGUGCAACUGGAGUAUCUAAAGAUGGAAUAAACUCUGCCACAACCUUCAACAGUAUCCCAGUACCUUUAGCGACAUUUACAACAGGUGACUUUCCUCGACUGACCAGAAGUGCUGCAGCUACUUCUAUAUCCACAGAGACAUCAAGUAACUCCACAGUCACCUACAGCACCCCUUCAGCUGUGGUGCUCCCCAGUGAUAACUCUUCAAUCAACCCCACCACGUUGUUCACCACCAGCAUCGCUCUGACAUCACCCAUGGUGAAGCAGGACAGUACCACAAAGAACUUCAGCCCCAUUCAGCAGACAACUGAGCUGAACCAUAAUUUCAGCAACCCUUCUACUGCAUCACCUGAUUCAAAAGAUGCCGAAGAAGACAAAACCAACAACGGAGGAAUAAUAGUUGUUGUCAUUGUAGGAGCCAUUUUGGUACCCAUAUUAAUUGGUCUGAUUGGAUAUUUUAUAUGUGGUAAGAAGAGGUCUGAAUCGUUUUCCCACAGACGGCUUUAUGAUACAAGAAAUGACCCAGUUCUCCACUUAGACAACUCACUUGGACCAUAUGAUACAAGUUUUGGAUGUGUGUCAGAUGAGAGAAGCAGCACAGCAGACAAGGCAGUGGAAGACAACACAGGCUGCCCAUCUGAUGGUAUUCCUGUGGCUGACAUGACACCAUCCCACUCUUCACUCUAA